CUUUAAUUAAGUUCCUGCAGGCUGUAGGCUGUGUAGCGUUGUAUGUCCCCCUGUACGUAACUCAGGUGCCUUGGGAACUUGCGGGCAAUUGGUUUGGAGGACCUGCAUUGGAGGGCAGCUACGGCAGCAAAUCGGUUUUAUAGAGCUAACCGGAGGAUAAGACAUUUUUUGAAAGGCAUCCUGCGGCCAUCUUUUUCGGACGCAGCCAAUAGUUAGCAGAGACCGCAGCUCAUAAGCAAUCUGUUUUGAGAUGAACAUCCAUAGCGUCUCCUUGAAUCAGUGUGGCAGAUUAGCCCUCAUGCUAUCACGAAAGGACUGAGAGAUAAGCUGUCCAGAGGGGCUGGCCUUUAAUUUCUAUGCCAUUGACAGCUAUUGAAUCAACAAUCGAAGGGCAUGGUAACAUAGCUGAGUCGCAAAGCUAGCAGGUGCAGCGUGAACCUAUGUCAUGGCUGCGGAGUCCUUGUUGAGGAGCCAGCAUCGCAUCUGCUUGCACUGGCCAUGGAGCAGCACAGACGGAUUGCAACGUGCAAACCCUAUUCUUCUACCCCUCCCUUCCAAAGGGCUUACAAAUCGGAAGCAUCUUGCAAAGUUGAAGGAAGGUGUGCCAUGCAAUUGGGGAACAAGAGGAAGGGCAGACUCUGCUGUAGGGUGGCGCCGUAGCAGGCGUCUGAUGUCACAUUCGUCUUUCAGGCCUCUGCGUCUGGGCUAUGAAACGCUUGCAUUGGACGGGACAAUCGGUCAGCGAGCAAAGGGUAACAGGUUCGGAGGGCCCUUGCGUGCCACGGCUCUCAACACCUUAGAAACAGAGAGCCAGACAUGGCUGACUGCCGAAGAAGAGGAACUGCAGCCUGCAAUGAGCAUGGCGCCAGGCGAGGCGAUCCAGUUUAACGGGCAUUUGGAUGAAGAAUCAACGUCAGAGGAGAACGACAACUCUGAUUCAAAACCAGUGCGCGCGCGGUUCAAGGAACGGAGUGUGCGGUACGUUGAGAACGUUCCCGAGUCCGCGCUGCAGCGGGUGCGGCUAAAGGCGGAGAUCCAUGGGGAGGUAAUCGACGAGGGGGAAGUGUUGAGACGGGCCAGGAUUGCGCUCGCAAACGAGGGGAAGCGCGCAUGGAACAAGGGUAAACAUCACUCGGAAGAAACGAAACAACGCAUUAGGGAGCGGACGAUGGCCGCGAUGAAGGAUCCCAAGACGCUGCAGCGACUCGAGCGGAAGCAUGCGGAAGGCUGGGUGUCUCGCAGGCACAUCCGGCAGCCCCGCACUCCAGGGCUCUUCAAGGAGCAAAUAGAGCGGCGAAAAACACAACGGCUGGUGUCACAUUACGUGCUGGCGAUGUGGCGGGACGCAAACGCGGUCGCGGCGAGGGAAUCCAAAAACUGGUGGAAAGCGUAUCGGGUCCGAGCGAGAAAGCCGCGCGCGAAAAUGGUAACGGAAAGACGGCCCCGGAGUGCGGAGCACCGGCAAAGGAUCUCGGAUGCGAUACGGGCGCGCUGGCAGGAAAAGAAGUUGAAGCGGACGGAGACACUGGGCAAUAUGAAGGCCCUGGAGGCGCGAAGGCGGGAGUUGGCCGAGGAAGCCAGGGCCCUCUUUAGGGAGGCCGAGGCCGCGGCGGCCGCCCUCCACGCGAUGCCCAAAAGCCCCGCCGUCCUCGCCGCGCUCGCGGAGACCCAGCGGGUGCUCCAGGAGGCCGCGAAAAAGGUCGAGCAGGCGACGGUCUCUAGGGUACAAACCCGGAUUGCGUUUGAUGCACUUGGAAAACCAACGGUAGUUGCCCGGGAGGAAGAACCGGUCGUCAGCGAACCGUCGGUUGGCUCGACCGGCUUAGGCGCCGACCCGGACGUGGUUGAGAAGAGCGAAACGGAGGGAGUGAGCCACGUGGCGCUGAAUGAAGGUGCCCACGUGGCAGCGGGGACGGAUGGACAGCUGGCUAAGCCUCAGGUGAACGGGCACAAAGUGCCAAUUGCGGAGGCGAUGUCGGAAAAGUACGAGCCGGUGCGCUUGGAUUUGCGGGUCAGGGACGCAGCCCGGCCGAACGUAACCAGGGCGGAACCGGAGCGGAACUUGAGUGCAGCGGAACCGGAGCGGAACCCGAGCGGGGCGUUGCGGGAAAAGGGCCCGCCCCCGGGGCCGUUCUUUCGGAAGGACUUGCCGGACUCAAAUAGUGGGCCGCAGAAGGCGGAUUGAGGUUAGGUCAGGGACGUUGACCCGUAACCAGAACGAGACUCGAAGCGGCGGAAAGCGAGGGGAUUGUACUUGGACGCUCUCUUGACAUGGAAAGAUACAAGAGAAGAGCUCAUCAGGCCGUAAACUCUGAACUGCGUACUUUGUUGCGUUUGUUGUGUUCAAGCUUCCGCUCAGCUCGGUAGUGUUUGCUGAGCAACGGUACUUGCAUUGUUUCUGCCGCGGCCGUGGCCGCUCCCUCUAGUCAUUCGUAUUGC
Messenger RNA from Klebsormidium nitens, 2439 nucleotides. Lineage: Eukaryota; Viridiplantae; Streptophyta; Klebsormidiophyceae; Klebsormidiales; Klebsormidiaceae. The record is from the annotation of a GenBank genome assembly.